Messenger RNA from Durusdinium trenchii, 1207 nucleotides. The record is from the annotation of a GenBank genome assembly. NCBI's taxonomy places the organism in Eukaryota, Dinophyceae, Suessiales, Symbiodiniaceae.
GCCUGUGGCAACACCCGGUGCGAACGGUUUCGACCAGACCGUCCGAUGCACGCGUCCGUUCGUCGGUGCUCUGGCCUGGUAGAUCAAGGGGGGGGGCCGGGCCCUGCCCUGCUGCGGAAGCAUGUCUUUGCCAAAGCCUCCAUCCAGUAUCGCAAAUGGCGAUUACACGGUGGAGAAGAUGUUGGGCGCCGGUUGCUUUGGGCAAGUCUGGCGUGGCUGGAAUAGGAACAAAGAUCUUCAGGUAGCCGUCAAGUUCGAGGACAAUCAAGGAAAGAGCAGUUCCUUACAGCUCCAUCAUGAGCAGGAAGUGCUCAGCCUCUUAGCAAACACCAGUCCACAAGGCUUUGCAAAGCUUCUGGCGUUCACGGUGGAGGGGAGGUUCUCAUGCCUCGUCAUGGAGAUGCUGGGCUUCUCCUUAGAGGAUCGUUUGCAGGGCUGCGGUGGGAAGUUCUCAGCCCCCACCUGCGUGCUCAUUGCAGAUCAAUGCCUCCGGCGCAUCGAGUAUUUGCACUCCUUAGGCAUCCUGCAUCGAGAUAUCAAGCCCGAGAACUUCAUGUUUGGCGUGAAGAACCGCAUCCAUGUGAUCCAUCUCAUUGACUUCGGCCUCAGCAAGCGGUACUACGAGGGGCGCCAUGCGGCCAUGAGGACGAACCUCAGCCUCACUGGGACGGCGCGCUAUGCCUCCAUCAACGCACACCGAGGUAUCGAACAGUCUCGACGUGAUGAUUUGGAGGCGAUUGGGCACAUGCUGAUGUGCUUCUUAAGAGGCACAUUGCCUUGGUCUGGGCUGCAAGCCAAGACACAGGAAGAGAAAUACCGGAAGAUUCGGGAGAAGAAGGAGCAAACACCUCUUGAAGAGCUCUGCGCCGACUUUCCUGAUGCCUUCCGGGUUUAUUUGGUGAAGGCCCGAGCUCUACAGUUCACCGACCGACCAGACUACAACGCCCUCAGGAAGUUGUUCAGCGAUCUUCGACAAGAGAUUGGCCCACAGGAGGACCAUGGCUUUCAGUUUCUGAAAGGAAGCUUAGGCUCCUUGGAGCCGUUGGAGAUCAAAGAGGACGUCGUUCAGCCGGACGAUCAGAUCGAAGUGAAAAGCAGCAGCGGUUGCUGUACCAUUUCCUGACCCGGCCCGGCCCCGGACAACGGCGCCGGCGGCGCCCCGUCGGUCGUCGGCGGGUGGGAACCGCAAGUCCAUGUCAUGAAAUCC